AUGGAAUCAAAUGAAGUUGAAGACAUCACUAUCAUCCGGGGGACAUUGGAUGCCGUGCCCGCAGUCUCCGACCUUCUAGAUACCGCAGUGCAAUGGCUAGUCUCCCACAACAGAGCGGGACAGUGGGAAGCAGCGCCGUUCUCCGAGAAUUCAGAUCGCGUCGAGCAGUUCCGGGAAUUUGCAACUACUGGCCAAUGGUCUUUGGCUUGCUGGACACUUGCAUUUAGAGAUAGGUCACCCUAUGUAUCCCCCGUAUCUGAGCCGGAGCUUUACGUGCGAUUACUAGUUACGGAUCGACCAUACGCUGGCAAUCAGAUUGGCAAACGCCUCUUGGACCAUGCCCGUGAUCUUGCCCGCAAGGCUGGAGUCUCAUUGCUGCGAGUAAAUUGCUAUGCAGGUGGCGACGGCAAGUUGGUCCGAUACUAUGAGUUCCAAGGGUUUCAAAAAUCGGAGGAUUUGAACAGGGAACACGAAUGGCCUUAUCAAGUGCUUGCUCAACGGUUAGAUGAGAUGGAUAAAGAAGAGAGAUGA
Aspergillus welwitschiae is the source of this 531-nucleotide messenger RNA. RefSeq lists its product as uncharacterized. The record is from RefSeq and is a predicted model, not a curated record. Bases 1 to 531 code for a protein of 176 amino acids. NCBI's taxonomy places the organism in Eukaryota, Fungi, Ascomycota, Eurotiomycetes, Eurotiales, Aspergillaceae. The transcript has 3 exons. Gene Ontology annotation, molecular function: acyltransferase activity, transferring groups other than amino-acyl groups.